CAGACUACACUGCAGCGCCUCAAAACCAGUACGACCAGAACUUAAAAGCUGCUUACUCCAAGUGGUUGACAUCUUUAGGAACUCUGAAAUUGAUACAACCCUGGUGAUGCAGUUGCUGGUGCACUCUCAGGGCCUCGCUGAGGAUAUUGUAACAUGUGAGACCAACAAAUUUUACACGGAAGUGAUGUAUCAGACAGUUCAUCAGCUGGAGUGGCAACAAAGGACACUCAUGGAAAUGGCAUACAAGGAUCAAGCUCUUAGAUCAACAUCUGGAGUAAAUAGCAUAAGGGAGCAUUCUACCAGUCUGGACUCAGAGAAAACAGCUCGUCGGAGAGUUAUUGAGGCCACAAGAUAUGUACCCAGUGCAGGUGGGCUGGAAACUGUGGCAGGACUUGCAGAAACAAAGAAACUGCUGCAUGAGGCUGUGUUUCUGCCCCUGAAGUUCCCACGUCUCUUCACAGGUGGACUGAAGCCAUGCACUCGUAUCCUGCUGUAUGGACCCCCGGGAACAGGCAAGACAAAGCUGGUCAAUGCAUUUUCUGUGGAGCUGAAUGUUCCACUUUACAGUGUGACGAGCGCUGAUUUGCUGUCUACAUGGGUGGGAGAAACCGAGAAAUUGAUACGGGAACUAUUUGAAUAUACAAGGGACCAAGCUGAGUGUUCUGUGAUAUUCAUAGACGAGGUUGACAGCAUCUGUCGCCAGCGAACAUCCAGAGAGCAGGACUUGACACGCAGGAUGAAGACAGAGCUGCUGACUCAGAUGGACAAGUGCGACAAACAAAUAUUCUUAAUGUGUGCUACCAACUGCCCCUGGGACAUCGACUCUGCAUUCCUCCGACGUUUUCAAAGGCGGAUCUAUGUUCCACUGCCAAAAGAGAAGGACCGAAUGGAGAUCUUCUGUAUCCACACGUCGGGUACUUCCUUGUCUCUAUCAGACAAUGACUGGAAGAUGCUUCUGGAAAAAACUGAUGGUUACUCAGGAUGUGAUCUUGUCAACCUAAUAAGCAGUGCACUCCUAGAACCCAUGCGUGACAUGGUCAAAGCAACCCACUGGGUGACCACUCACACUGGUCAGAUAAAGCCAUGUGCCAGUAACUGUCCGGGUGCUGUUCAGAGCUCACUGUGUGAUCUGCCGGCUGACCAGGUUGUGGCCCGUGAUGUUACACUAGCUGAUUUCCUGACAGCCAUGCGGAACACACACAGGACCAUUAGCAGUGACGAUCUCUCAAAGUUUGAGAGCUUCACUGCAAAGUAUGGGCAGUGUGGGUAGAUCAUGGCAAUCAUCACAGAAAUCUGUACAGACAUUUGAAUUAAAGUAUCCUGUCUCAGCAGAAUUCCAAUUCAAACAUAUCUUCAUUCAGUUGAAUCAAGUUAAAAAUGUUGACAUGAAAUGGGUAUAACCUCUAUAAGAGAAUGUACAUACUCCAAGUUUUGGGUUCCAGUGGCUUUAUUAUAUUUCUUUCUUUCCAUUUUGCUUUUAAGUUUUGCUUCUCUGUAUCCAAAAACUGUGGAAAAAUGAGAGAGCAUGUCUUACACCAACAAAUCGCCAAAUGUUUGUCAUGUCUUGAGAUUCAAUGGUAUCUGCAGUGAGAUACUGUGACCGUGAGCUGAUCGGAAACAUCAUUACAAACAUACCUGCAGUUUACAAUGAUAAGGUCACAGUUUUCACCAGGUGCUGACAAGGGAUUGGAUCUAUGUUGGUGCAAGAACACAACACCAGAGCAUGCUAUUGUCCAACAUGUUUGUGAGUGUGGGUGUUACAAUAUAUAGAUAAACUGUGAUUUGCUGCCAGCUUGUUAUUAAUCUUUGGACUAUACUAAACAAUAUCAAUUAAACAUGGUCAAUAUUCCAUGGAAUGUUCUUCUUUGUCACCCAACUGUUUUAUUUUAACAUGGUUCCCUGUGGCCAUCUUGAGAAAUUACUGCUCUCAUGCUGUAAUUAAAAUUAAAUUAUUAUAUGAAAUUGCUACAGUAAAUAUUGUCAGCCAUGAAACAAAUUUCUAAACUCUUUCAAUGGAACUAUGUCUGCAUACACACAGCAGGAACUAUCAGGAUACCAGUAUUGCAAAAUGUAAUAUUUGAGGUUCUCACAGUGGUGGUUAUGAAAAUUCCUAUCUUCUGGGACACGACAACAUGCAGUGUGUCAAAAACCAACCAACAUGCUUCAUGCUGGUUUCUUGCUUGGCUUGUUCUCGAACCCCGAGGAUCAAGGCAUGACAUUCCUCCAAAACACUGGUCGAUUUUCAAUCGAUUACAUGGCGGUAUAACCCAGAAGACAGUAUUCUUCAACAUUAGAACAUUUUGCUGUGCGAGGUAACGUUAUUAAAAAAAAAAAACUAGGAUAAAGAAAUUUUUAAAAAUGGUAAUGUUUGGCGCAAACCAAGCAUUGCUUGAAAAAAAAA
Molecule: messenger RNA, 2401 nt
Organism: Cryptotermes secundus
Lineage: Eukaryota; Metazoa; Arthropoda; Insecta; Blattodea; Kalotermitidae
Product: vacuolar protein sorting-associated protein 4
Exons: 11
Coding region: 107-1270 (387 amino acids)
Biological process (GO): endosomal transport; vacuole organization
Molecular function (GO): ATP binding; ATP hydrolysis activity
Source: RefSeq, a predicted model, not a curated record